UGGUUUCACAGGGAGGAGAGGCAUUUGAGUCAGGGCACACAUGCCUCAGCUGUGAGAGGCCCUACUCCCCUUGGCUGGCUGGCAUCCCAGAGCAGAGCAGAGAGAGACAUAGUGUGUGAGAACGAGGGUGAAGAGAAAGUUUAAGAGUAAAGUAGACUAGGAAGAGGCAAACAAGUGGUCAAGAAAGUUAUCUGAAAUUAAAGAGAAAGAUUAGGGACUAAGUUGAGUGCAGUGUGGCUCCUGCAGGUUGAUUUUCAGUAGUGUAUUUUUAACUGUAGUGAGUGUGCAGACGGUUUGUAUUUGGAGUUGACAGCCAUGGCGGAUACAGGUGUCAAGAAGGAGCAUGCAGUCCUAAAAGAAGUGCCUUAUGAUGAUGACGAGGUCGCUCUGGUGAGUGCUGCCACCGAGCCGGCAGUAGAUGACGAUGACCCUGCAGAGGAGGUGGACCUGGUGCUGGCAAUGGGUUCUGGAGGCAAGAGCGAAGCACAGAUGAACGGGGUCAUGGUUCUGUCUCUGCUAGACAAGAUCAUUGGGGUGGUAGACCAGAUCCAGCAGACCCAGAAUGGGCUUGAGGCCCGGCAGGAGACUAUGGAGAAGUCAGUGUCAACCAUCCAAGGGGAGCUGGCUAAGUUGUCCAAGAACCACAUUGGCACAGCCAACACUGUCAACAAAAUGCUGGAAAAGGUACGCAAGGUCAGCGUCAACGUCAAGACGGUGCGCAGCAACCUGGAGAAGCAGGCGGGCCAGAUCAAGAAGCUGGAGAGCAACGAGAACGAGCUGCUCAAGAGACGUAACUUCAAAGUCCUUAUCUACCAGGACCAAGUGAAGCCACCAAAGACAUCCAAACCCAAGACAGCAGUAGCUGAAGGUGAAGCAGUGGAGGGCCUUGAGCAGAUACCUGAGGAGGGACUCCCAGACAAGCUCAAUUCAGAUGAGGAGGUGGAGAUUGAGGAGAUUGUCGAGGAGUCUCGUACCAAGCGUCUCCAACGCAGCACCAAGCAGCAAGUGGACAACAUAAAGAAAGCCUUCUCCAAAGAGAAAAUGGAGAAGACCAAGCUAAAGACCAAGGAGAACCUGGAGAAGACCAAGCAGAGAACCCGAGAGAACCUGGAGAAGACGAGACAGAGAACCCGUGACAACCUGGAGAAAACCAAGCACAGCCUGGAGAAGAAGAUGGGCAAGCUCGGGUCCCGCCUGACACCCAACCAGGAGCGCAGGGUGAAAAUGAAGAGCUCCAAAGACAAGGUGAAGAAAUCCCUCACCCCUGACCACACGAUCUACGCUCGCUCCAAGACCACUGUGUACCGCGUGCCCCCCUUCACCUUCCAUGUUAAGAAGAUCCGAGAAGGUGAGGAGGAAGUGGUGCAGAACACGGAGAUGGUGGAAGUAACCGAGGCCGAGGGCCAGCCAGGAGGAGAGGAGAAUGGGCUGGGUGAACAUGUGGAGGUGGAGGAAGGGGAGCUGGUGAGUGUAGACAGCCCAGAGAUGGAGGCUCUGUUGGAGGUGACUGAAGACUCUCAGCUGGUCAGGGUGGAGCCAGACCACCUAAAGAAGGCCCAAAGCGAGUAGAGCAUCCCAGCUCUGCAGGGCUGUGAAGGGAGAGAUACAAGGAUGAAGAGGGGAACAGAGUCUUGAAGAAUGAGUCUAAUCACAAGGACAUAAUAUUAGUUGUAUAGGGACUUUCUAGACAUGAUCACAAUCUAUGACAUCUCAUUUGUUUUCUCUCUUUUUACUGCACCCAACAGGGAUGACUUUCAUAUUCGCUCCUCUUUAGCAUACAAAUGAGAAAACAAAAACAAGGCUAGCUUUUGAAACAUGCUGCAGGCUGAAUGAUUAUCCUAGACUUGUAUGUUUGUAGGUACUUGCUGUUGUUGGUUUGAUAAAAUGAGUGGCUAUAAGAAAGAAUGGUAUAAAUAGUCUUUGUUAUUGAGAUGUAAUGUGUAAUAUAAAAUUUGCCAUGUGUGAUAUGCACAUUAAUAGGUAUGAUAAGAGGAAGUUGUUGGCAAGAUUAAUGUUUUAAUGGAUGGUUUUAGUGAUGUAAUGUACACAUGUGAAACACAAAAGUGAACAAGUAGGCAAGCUUUAGGACUACAGAAGAACUGAGGAGGCAUGGAGAUGAGUGGGAUUAGACUUAAAAAAUUUUUUCCUGGAGCAAAGUGUUUACAAAAACAUUACCCCUGAUAUGCAAAAAGCAUUAGACAUAAAGCUUUUGUACUGCCAGUCACUCUGGCAUUGUGCCAAAUGCUACAAUAUAAUGAUUCUCAUCUGUUUUUAUCAGGAACGCAGGAAAUAACUUCAACUAUCAGAAUAUUGUAUAUUUACAUAACACUUACAGACACCGAUACACUAAACAGCUGAAGUUACUGUUGUGGCCUUGACACGAUCAUUUUAAGACCUAAUGUUUUACCUUUCUAAAGACAAGGCUGCAUGCCAGUAUCCUGUAUGAACACUUUUUUUGAUCUUAUCUGAAAAGAUAGUGAUAAAGGGUCAUGAAACCUGAACAGAAUCAGUAGUCCACCACUGAGUUUUAAGUUAUAAUGUAUAAUGUGGGAAACUAUCUCUCUCUACUCUAUUUUUUAUGUGUUGCUCAUUCAAACUUUCAGCUAUAAGGAAAUUUUAUAUGUAACCUUUGCUGUGGCACAUCUUUACAAUGCAUGCUUGAAAACAUGGUUUAAUCAUCAUUUACUGUAAUGCUUUGAUGUACUGUAUAUUCACCAUGCUAUAUUUAUUUCAUCUGGAUAUACUGUACUCACCAAAUUCCACAUAGAAGACUUCUGCACAGAGGAAGAAAAUCGACUGUCACCAUGGUCACAGCUCAUCACAGUACAUUUGCACGUCCCUCUUAAAUUUUCCCUGGGUAAUUGCACGCCAGAAAAUGAUGGUCUGAAGAGCAAGAUGACAGUUUAAUGACUGACUACAUAACAUGUGGAGAUACAAAUGUCAUCCUAAAUGCAGUCGAAGUGAGAUAGCACACUGCCAAGUUUUAUGAAUGCCGUGGCGCUUUAAUAAAUGUCAGAACCUCUCCAGCUCCACUAUCUAAAUACAGCAGAAAUGCCAAAAAUAAUUAUCUAAAAAAAUAAAAUGAAAUCAAGGUCAGAACUCCAGAACAGCAUGAUCCAGCCCACAAAAGGCCAGGUACAAUCUUGCAUAGUUCCUAUGAAUUAUAAAAGAAAUGUCCACACUUGUCUGAUCAUUAUUCAUAAAAUUAGGUUUACGUAAGUGAGAGGACAAUCGUGCAGGCCAAGAGAAAGCUAUGAUAAUUGGAUUUUUAUUCAUCUGUGCCUGAUGUAGACUGGCAAUGGCAAUGUUUUCUUUUGAUCAUGAACAGCAAGCAAACAGGGCUCCGGACAGGAAGAAGGUGAUUGUAUGGCUUCCAUUUUUCUCCCCAGAGACUGCGUGUGAUCUUGAUGUGGUGUAGGCAUGCAGAAGCCCACUGUGAAGCAUGGAACACUACUAUAAUAAUCAAUGGAGUGGGGAAUUCAAUUAAGGAGAGUGCUCCCUCUGAGCACUGAGUAGGAUAUAGAACAACGGAAAGGACGUGUAUCUGUCUCUCUGUGUGUGACUGUGUAUACCAUAUUCCCACACUGACAUUUUGGUGAAGCUCCAAGUUUAUGUCCACAUCAAAUGGAAAUCCAGGCCUGUGAAAUCAUAUAUUGCAGUAUUAUCUCGCACAUCAAACAUUGAAACACUUGUAAGAUAUUGGACCCUUUUAGAAAACAAACAUGUGUUUUUGCCACCAUGUAUAUUUGCCUUGUUUUGAGAUAGUAGGUUAAAAAACUGAACCAAGCUGCCAUAAACGCGAGCUAGGCCAGAACUUAUAUACUAUAGGUCACAGCUUAUACAGAGAUAUUUUGAAAAAAAAAAAAGAUCAGUCACGCUGCUGCAACACAACCAUGACACAUAAUUGCUCUUGGUGUUAUUGAUUCAUACUGAGAUAAUGAAGCUUGCCUUGUCUUUUGUGUUGAAGGUCUCUUCUGCCUGAACACUUACAAUAUAAAUAAAAGCUUACUGAAUAAUA
Micropterus salmoides (largemouth bass) is the source of this 4018-nucleotide messenger RNA. RefSeq names its product caveolae associated protein 1a (gene cavin1a). The record is from RefSeq and is a predicted model, not a curated record. Gene Ontology annotation, cellular component: caveola; cytoplasm. Gene Ontology annotation, molecular function: rRNA primary transcript binding. The transcript has 2 exons. Gene Ontology annotation, biological process: termination of RNA polymerase I transcription; transcription initiation at RNA polymerase I promoter. Bases 316 to 1569 code for a protein of 417 amino acids. NCBI's taxonomy places the organism in Eukaryota, Metazoa, Chordata, Actinopteri, Centrarchiformes, Centrarchidae.